Labrus mixtus (cuckoo wrasse) is the source of this 2663-nucleotide messenger RNA. Its product is annotated as interferon-induced very large GTPase 1-like. The coding region runs from base 1 to 2520 and encodes 839 amino acids. The transcript has a single exon. The record is from RefSeq and is a predicted model, not a curated record. Gene Ontology annotation, molecular function: GTP binding. NCBI's taxonomy places the organism in Eukaryota, Metazoa, Chordata, Actinopteri, Labriformes, Labridae.
AUGGAUGCUGUGAAGAAGGUGGCAAAGAAGCUGAAUCUGACUAAAAGCUACAUCCUUUUGAAGGACAAACAAAUGAAUGAUGCAACCUUUGUCAAAAAUCUACACAAAACAGUCAAACAUGUUGUGGAGAACACACAGGUGAAGAUGCAAAUUGAGCAGAUGGCUGACAUUGCCCAUGAAUUGGGAGUCUUGGUUGAUGAAGAUUGUCCAGAGUGCCAGACUGCAAAGACAAAUGCAGAUGCCAUCACUGGAAAAAUUAAACAUAUCCCAAAAUACAAAGAUACUCAUCUACCCCUGCAUGGCGAAAUAUGGAAGAAACUGACUUUCUUGGAGAAGGAAGAUUAUCGACUUCGGAAAGUUGGGAAUCAAAACAUAGAAAUGUACAAAAGUGAUCUUCACAAAGAAAAAGAAGAACUCCGGAAAGAGCAGAACUUGUAUGAUCUGUCUGAAGCAAUGACAUGUUUCAUCAGCGCAAUAUCAAUACCAGGUAUUGAGAGGAGUUAUUUCCUGAAAUGGAUGCGAAUGAACCUUGAUAAUCUGUCUCGACAGAAACUGUCUGGCCUCAGAGAGGGAUACAAAAACAAAAAGAAAAGUUCUGAAAACAAGGAGGAAAUCAAAGAAAUUGACCGGCAACUUUCUAACAGCUCACUUGGGAUUGAACACUUCUUCCGUGAGAUGGGUCAGAUCUAUGAAGCUUCAGUUUCCCUUCCAGAAUCAAGUCCGUCACGCCAACAGUUCAAACAUCUGCCCAGACUAUGUGCAGGGUUGUUGCUUGAUGGAUUUCCCCUUGAGCUUGUAGAUGGUGAUGCAUCUAAUAUACCUCUCAGAUGGGUGACUGAUGUUCUGUCUCAGCUCAAUGACUUGGUGUCUCCAAAGAGCAAGUUAUUGGUAGUCACAGUUCUUGGAGUUCAAAGUACAGGGAAGUCUACUCUCCUAAACACCAUGUUUGGAGUUCAGUUUGCAGUCAGCAGUGGUCGGUGCACUCGAGGUGCCUUUAUGUUGCUCAUCAAAGUAAAUGAAAAUGUCAAAAAAGAACUCAACUGUGACUUCAUGUUGAUCAUUGACACUGAGGGCUUAAAGUCACCAGAGCUUGCACAACUAGACAAUAGCUAUGAGCAUGACAACGAGCUUGCAACACUUGUUGUGGGGUUGAGUGAUAUCACUAUCAUCAAUAUCGCAAUGGAGAAUUCAACAGAAAUGAAGGACAUCCUACAGAUAGUUGUGCAUGCAUUUCUCAGGAUGAAAGAGGUGGGCAAAAAACCCAGAUGUCAGUUUGUUCACCAAAAUGUGGCAGAUGUUUCGGCCCCUGAGAAGAACUUACGAGAAAGAGAACUGCUCCUAGAACAGUUGAAUGAGAUGACCCAAGCAGCAGCCAGAAUGGAAAAGAAGGAGGAGAACAAGAGCUUCACUGAUGUGAUGGAGUACAAUCCAGCCACUGGAAACCAAUACAUCCCAGGACUCUGGAAUGGAAGCCCCCCAAUGGCUCCAGUUAAUGCAGGGUACAGUGAGGCCGUUUAUGAGCUCAAGAAGAAUGUAAUUCAGAUUUUGGUAUCUUCUGCUAAUGAUAUCUUGGAGUUUACAGAGUGGAUAAGAAGCCUGUGGAAUGCUGUCAAGCAUGAAAACUUCAUCUUCAGCUUCAGAAACAGCCUGGUGGCUGAUGCAUACAUGAGGCUCUGCACAGAAUUCAACAAAUGGGAAUGGGAAUUCAAGAAAGAAAUGUACUCAUGGACAAACGAUGCAGAAAUAAAGAUUUCUAACUUUGGCAAAGUGAAAAGUGAAGUGUCUGACAUUGAACAACUUGAUUCUGAACUUCAACUCACUGAUUUGAAAUGUGACGCAUGCUUAGAACUGUCUAAAUGGGAGAGAAAGCUUCUUGAAAAUCUAGAUAAGUACUUCAAGCAAACAGAGGGUCAACUUGUUGAAGCAUACAGAGAAGACUUUGCUAACAGUGCUAAAAGCCUUCGUCGAGAAAUGGAAAGCUCUGUACAUAACCAACUCACAGUUGCAACAGACAUCCGAAAGGGAAUGGUGGAGAUUGAUAAAAUCAAGGUGAACCACACAAAAGAAGGAGAAAAGAGAGUAGGUGCAUUGAUUGAAGAAUGCCACAAGAAAAAAGUGGACAUGACAGACAAAAAGCUGGAUGAAGAAUUUGACAAGAUGUGGAAUAAAAUGGUAAAGGAACAAGUCCUUUACAAACAAGAGACCAUGGAUGUCAUCGGAAAUGUGUUCUACUACCUGAGAAACAAUCUAUCACACAAGGGGAGUCAUGUCUGUCAAUUGUUAAGUAAAACAAAACUGCAAGAUUGUGGAAAGAUGCCUUUCAAAGUCUCAGCUGAAGGAUUCUUCAACAGUACAUUUUACAGAUUGAGCAAAUACUUCAACUGGAAAGACCACGUCAUGGUGCUACAACAAAUAGCUGACGGUAUCAUAAUGGAUUGUUCACAGUUUGUGAAAGAAAAAAAGGGAAAGAAGAAACAACUACCACAACACUUUCAUCCAGGAGAUCCUACACAUGAUUGAUGAGAGUCUGAAAAACCAGAAGAAUGUCAAGAUUGAGAUAGAAUUUGAGGUUUCUCUGAAACAACACAUCUGCGCAGUUGCAGCUCGAGAUUUUCAGGAAAUGCAUGAAGAUUUCAUUCAGCUGAAUGAUCCCCACAUUUGUC